Lates calcarifer (barramundi perch) is the source of this 7242-nucleotide messenger RNA. RefSeq names its product zinc finger C3H1 domain-containing protein. Gene Ontology annotation, biological process: RNA processing. The record is from RefSeq and is a predicted model, not a curated record. Gene Ontology annotation, cellular component: nucleus; exosome (RNase complex). The coding region runs from base 157 to 6483 and encodes 2108 amino acids. Lineage: Eukaryota; Metazoa; Chordata; Actinopteri; Centropomidae. Gene Ontology annotation, molecular function: protein binding. The transcript has 35 exons.
UUGAGUGAGAGAAGAAGCGGAGAAGAAGAGGACGGUGAACGGACUGUCAGGGCGGACGGAGUCUGUCUGAACUGUUGAUUAAAACGGUAUAAUGACCGUCUGGUCCACGGUCCGGUGAGAUCGUGGUCUGCAGGCCGCCGCUGACUUCCCCACAACAUGGAGUUAAACGCGGUUAAUCGGUCUCCCAGAGAGGAGGGGGAGCUCGAAGACGGAGAGAUCUGCGAUGAUGAAACCGAGGAGAGUGUGCCGCUCCGGCGGGGGGAUGGUAAGAGGCCGGGCCGCGGCGGCGGCGGAGCUCUUCCGCGGACACGGAAACCCCACCAACACCCGCACAACAUGCUACCACACCUGGGUCACCAGCCGCCAGACUUCCGCCUCAUGAUGCCAUACAACCUCGGACCUCACGGACACGGGCCUUUCCCCCCGGCCCACAGGCAGCAGUGCGGGCCGAGCGGGCCCGACCGGCCUCCCUCCCCGCUGCCGCCGCCGCUGCCGCCGGGACUCGGUCCUCACGGCGAGCCCAGCCCGCGGUCCAGCUUCUGGGAGCGGAGCCACGGCGCCAUCGGCAGAUUCCGGCAUCGGGGCAUGCCGAACGGCGGACGCGGGGCCUGGAACCGUGGCGGCCGGGGAGAGGGAGGCGGCAGAGCUCCCAUCGGUCGUUACGGUCCCGGAGAGAGUCACGGCAACAAGACCGACUCUCCCUCGAGAAAACAGAAGCUGCAGGGGAGGAAUCUGAGGAAAGCAGCUCACAGUGUUUCCAAACCCGAGAACAGUGUUGACGAGUCCUUUGAGGACUUGUUGUCCAAGUAUAAACAGAUUCAGCUGGAGCUGGAGUGUAUCCGUAAAGAGGAGACCAUGGCUCUGGAGCCCAAAGCCUCCCCCGUCAGAGAGGACACUCAAGACAACACUGCCAGUAUUACAGAGACCAGACCAGUACCUGAACCGGCUCACAGUCCGGAGGGACUCGAGGAGACGUCGGAGCUGGAGAAGGGAGAAAAGAAAAUGUUCCAGGCGUUCAACAUCAAACCUCUGCGUCAGAAACUGCCCAACCCCGUCAACCUGGACGAACUGAAGAAGAGAUGGGCUGAGCAAGAGACGGGAGGAGAAGCUGAGAGAGAGGGUGAAGAGGAGGAGAGAGAGGAUGGAGGAGAGGCAGAACAGAAGUCUGAAGCAGAAGUGGAGGAGAAGAUGUGUUCGUGCUGCAGCGAGGAGACGGACGGAGACGACAAGGAGAAACCUAAAAAGACGUGCCCGUGUCGCAGAGAGUCGUCGGCCUCCAGCGAGGACUCGUCUCUCAUCUCUCCUGACAAGCCAGUGGUGAAGGUGGAGGAGGAGGAGCUGUCGGAGCUGCAGCUGCGUCUCCUCGCUCUGCAGUCAGCCAGUAAGAAGUGGCAGCAGAAGGAGCAGCAGGUGAUGAAGAAGAGUAAAGACCGGAUCACCAGAGCCUCCCAGGAGAAGAGCUCGGGUCCCGGCUCUGGUCCCGGCCCCGGAACUGCUCCGCCUGGCAGGCAGAGAGUCACCACCAGGUCCGCCUCCUCUGCUGCUGCUGCCGCUGCAGAGAGGAACAGAACCAGAUGCAAACCUGCAGAGAGGGACCGUGACAGGACCAAGACUGGGCCCCGAGCCCCAGACAGAGACAGGGAGAGACUUCCAGAGAGAGACAGACCCAAACAGAGUCCAAAACCUGGUCCCAAAUCUCCACUGGAGAGAGGCAGAACUCCAGGAAAACCUCACAUGACCAAGAAGGUGAUCAGUCCAGGCUCGGCGGCGAAGCAGGCCUUCAGGAAGCAGCAGCUGAGGACGUGGAAGCUGCAGCAGCAGAGGGAGCAGGAGGAGAAGCGACGACAGGACGAGGAGGAGCGACGCAAACGAGAGGAGGAGAUCCGCAGAAUCAGAGACCUGUCGAACCAGGACGAGCAAUACAACCGCUUCAUGAAGCUGGUGGGAGGGAAGAUGAGGACGCGCAGUAAAUCCAGAGAUCGGGAACACAGGAAGUCCACAGGUAAACAGGGCCUGGACUCCUCAGGUAACCUCUACCAGUACGACAACUAUGACGAGGUGGCGAUGGACACGGACAGUGAGACCAGUUCACCAGUCCCGUCUCCGACACACAACCCGUUCAGUGCCGAGGACCCAGGAUGUUUCUCUCAGGUGUCUCUGUACGUGACGGACUCUGCUCAGUUUGGACUGCCCUUCCUCUCCCCCAUGCUGUCCGCGGUCCCCCCACCCCCUCCCCCUCUCCCCCCUCCACCAGACGAGCUGGAGCCUCCUCCCAAACCUCCCUUUGCUGAUGAAGAGGAAGAGGAGGAGAUGCUGCUGAGGGAGACCUGUCUGAUGUCCAUGGCCAACAAGAGGGUGGCAGCGACCGAGGAGAAGAGCUCCAGCGGGCCUCCCUCUCCUCAGCCUCCUGCAGCUGCUCAGCAGCCAACCAGAGGAAACCUGAGCACCGUCAGUCUGAACACCGUGUCUCAGCCACGAGCCAAGUUCUCCAGAGGACACCACGCUCCCAGAGCUCCACUGGUGCUGCCCAGACACAAGUCAGUGGUGGUUUCUCUCAAUGAUUCAGACGACAGUGACUCAGACAUGGAUGCCUGCAGCUCCACACAGGCGGUGUUUGGAGGGCUGGAGUUCAUGAUCAAAGAGGCCAGGAGGACUGUGGAGGCAGCGAAGCCUAAAGGAGCAUCAGGAUCUGAGAAGGAGAACAACCCGGUCAGAACUCCAGAGGCUUUACCAGAGGCCAAGAAGGCUGAGUACCGUCUGCUCAAAGAGGAGAUCGCCAGCAGGGAGAAGCAGAAGAUGCUGAAGGAUCAGAGUCCUCAGAGCUCCACAUCUCCUGCUGCAUCUGAGUCUGUCCUGGAGUCAUCAGGGAAAACAGCUGCAGAGGUGAAGCUGAGUGAGGCAGAGCAGAGACUCAGCAAAAACAGGGAGCUGCUGCAGAGAGACGAGGCCGUCCUCAGACACCUGCUCCAACAGGAGCUGAAGAAGAGAGAGUCUCUGAAAGCUGCUGAGGCCAAAGUGGCCAAACUGAGAGAGCAGCUUCAGGCCUCUGAGAAGAUCGUCAGCGCAAACAGGACGCUGCUGAAGAAGCUGCAGGAACAGGUGCAUCGGGUGGAGCAUCGAGUCUCCAUAAAGAAGAGUCUGGCCGUCAGGUUGGAGCAGGAACUGGCUCAGGCUCAGCUGGCUGCUGGACGAGGAUCUAAACGCAGGACAGACGCCAACCAGACUCAGCCUUCUAAGCUGCAGCGUGUGGACUCAGCUCCUCGCGGCUCCGAGCGUCACUUUGCUGAGCUGAUCGCUCAGAAGCAGCGUCUGCAGCAGCUUGAGUCUGAAUAUGCCCUGAAGAUCCAGAAGCUGAAGGAGGCCCAGGCCCUGCGUAACAAAGGCGUUCCAUCAGAGCUUCCUGCGGAGCCGCCGCUUCGAGCCUCCACACCCCCGGACCCUCAGGUCCAGAUCCCGCCCCCCUCCGGCCCCUUCCCCCUGCCCCAGCCCUCCCUGCACGACCUCACCCAGGACAAACUCACCCUGGACAGCGAAGACGUCGCUGAGGCUGACGAUCACGAAUCAGAACCCGCACCUGCUCUUGAACCCGCACCUGAUCCUGAACCCACGCCCGCCACCGCUGCUAAGGGCCCCCGCCGACACUCCCUCCGUCAGUCCAGCAGCUCCUUCACCAAACCCAACCUUGAGCAGCCGAGCUCCACUCCAGCUAAAGACAGCGGCGCCACCAAACCCGCCAAGACCUCAGCCGGCUCAGAGGCUCCCACAGAGAUGUUUGCAGGUCUGGACCUGGAGGCUCUGAAGCUGAGAUACCAGCAGCAGACCCGGCUGGGAGAGCUGCUGCUGAGGGAACUGCAGAGACUGGGAGAAAACAUCGACAACUCCCCAAUAGGCCAGGUGGUCUCCGUGGACAUGGAUACGACACCAAGUCAGUCAGGGAGCUCAGAUCUGAAACCUGUUCCAUUUGGACCAUAUCACAGCCCCCUGCUGGUCUUUAGAUCCUACAGGUUCAGUCCGUAUUACAGGACCAAGGAGAAGUUACCUCUGAGCUCUGUGACGUACAGUAACACCAUCGAACCCAGGAAGUGUUUCUGUCGCUUCGACCUCACAGGAACCUGUAAUGAUGACGACUGCAGAUGGCAGCACAUGAGAAACUGCGCUCUGACUGGAAACCAGCUCUUCCAGGAUAUUCUGUCGUACAGUCUGUCUCUGAUCGGCUGCUCUGAGAACAGCUCAGACGAGGACAUCAGUGCUGCCACAGAGAAGUACAUGAAGAAGCUGUUUGGCACAAACAAAGACCGUAUGGGAGUGGACCAGAAGGCCGUCCUCCUUGUCAGCAAAGUCAACGAAAGCAAACGACACGUUCCUCCAUUCACCACCUGUAAAGACGUGAGGAGGUGGAGGCCGAAGCCGUCGGCUCAGAGCAGCCUCAGCCCCGAGGAUGAGGGCGAGGACGGGAUGGCAGCUGGAAACAUCACAGCUGGAGGAUACGAUAACUGCUCUCAGACCUGCCUCUCUGCUUUAGACGUGUGCGUCACGUCAGAGGACAAGCGUUAUUUUGUUAGCGAGACAGACGACAUAUCAAACCUGGAGACCAGCGUCCUGGAGAGUCCUCGAGACACUCAGCUGUGGAUCAAACUCGCCUUCAAGUACCUGAACCAGAACGAAACUCCUGCAGCAGAGUGUUUGGAGGCCGCCCUGAACACGCUGUCUCGAGCUCUGGAGAGUAACUGUGAUAACCCGGAGGUGUGGAGCCACUACCUGUCUCUGUUCUCCAGGCGAGGCAGCAGAGCUGAGGUCCAGGAGAUGUGUGAGAUGGCUGUGGAGCACGCACCUGACUACAGAGUGUGGUGGAACUAUUUGAACCUGGAAAGCUCGUUCGAGGGGAAGGACUAUGUGUGUGAUCGUCUGCUGCAGUUCCUCCUCACUGAGGCGUCUUCAGGCGUCACAGACAAACUGUCCUUCCAGCUGAUGGAAGCUCUGCUCUACAGAGUUCACCUCAACCUGUUCACAGGGAGGAUGGAGAGCGCUCUGGCCAUUUUACAGAACGCCCUGAAAUCAGCCCAUGACAGAAGCAUUGCUGACCACCUGACAGCCGGUGACCGGGCGCUGGUCUGGCUCUCCUACAUUCACCUGACGGAGUUCGACCGGCUGCCGUCCAGCCUGUACGACCCAGCAGAGUCCGGCCCGUCCAGACUGGUCAGCAGAGGGUCCUUCCUUCUGCCGUGGAGAACGCCGCAGGACAUCAGCACACCACUCGACAUCCUCGUCGCUCUCUUCCAAGAUGCCAUCCACCAGUGCAGUGAUGAGUCUCUGUCUCCGAGUGAGAGGACGCUGGCCUGUCUGCCUCUUCACAUCAACCUCAUCUUCCUCAACAGACUGCUGCAGAGAUAUGAUGAGGGCAUCGCUCUGUGUGAGUCUCUGCUGGAGUUCUGUCCUGAGUCCUGUGCUCUGAGAGAUGCUCUGGCCGACCUCCACAUCAGGAAGGGAAACAGCGAUCACGCAGUCAGCAUGUGGCUCCACGCUCUGGCAGAGUGUCCCAACAACGCAGAGGUCUUCUAUCACUCCUGCAAGUUCCUCAUGGCUCAGGAGAAGUCGAGUGCUGUUGCUCCUUUGUUUCGAGGAUUCAUCCUGUCUCUCUGUGAAGACGAACAGAGUCAGAGGAAACCUGUGGACGUCCUGAGACACGUCCUUGGUUUUCCCACUGAGGAGCUCCUGAGAGGACCGAUCAUCAAGAAGGAGCUACAGCAGCAGCUCAGUCAGCAAACGCCCUAUCUCCAUCUGAUCCACUGUCGCUGGCAGUGGCUCCAUGGUUCUGUGGAGGAGACGGUGGACGCCUUUGAGAGAGCUCUGGGAUCAGCUCUGCAGCUGGAGGAGCUCCACCAGCUGUGGAUGGAUUACCUGCUGUUCAGCAGCAGGCAGCAGAACCAGGGUCCGACCGCCACUCAGUCCAGACUGUUCUCAGAUCUGGUUCAGCGCUGCCUGAGCACUGUCCCCUCUCGACUGGAGGUUCCCUUCAACCCUGCAGAGUUCUGGACCUGCUACAGCUUCCACAACAAGGUGGUGUCUCUGUACCUGAGCUGCCUGCCACAGUCCCAGCAUGCACUGCUCCUGGAGAGACUGCAAUACGCCAUGCCCAACAACACUGAGCUGGGCCUCAGGUUGCUGCAUCAGGAGUGGCAGGAUGGAAACAUUGAACAGCUGAAGUUCCAGGCCAGGAUGCUGAGCUGUAACUCUCCUAAGAAUCUGAGCACCUGGAAGAUAGCGAUAGCUGUGGAGAGGGAGCUGAAGGAUCGAUCUGAGGUGCGACUCCUCUUUCAGCAAGCUCUGCACAACCUUCCACUGUGUGCUGCCCUGUGGAAACAUCGCCUGCUGUUUGAAGCAGCUGAAGGAGGUACAGUAGAUAAGCUGAGGAGUCUUGUGUCGUGGUGUCAGCAGGUUGGAGUCAGUUUAGUCGUUGGUCGAUCUCAGGGAGAAGAUCACUGAGUCCUCGUCUCCGCCCCCCACCCCCCCUCAUUAUCAUUACAUCACCACAAUAAACCCAGUCAGGUGAUUGGCUGUAGGUGAUUGAGUGUGAGCGGACAGAUCGGACGAGGUAAGGCAGACGUCCUCCCCCCUGCGCCUCCCCCCGGGACCCCUGCAGAGUCUGUAUGUGGACUAAAGUCCGUCCUGUACGUAAGUAUCAGCUGAGCCACAGUCUCUCACUUCAUCUCCUUCUGUUUCACUUUCAGUUGGAUUCAUCUCCUCCCUGUUUAUUUUCAGUUCCCUGAGGGGGGUGGGGGGUGGGGGGUUGGGGGGGGGGGGGGGGGGUUGGCUCGGGACUGUGACAUCUCACUGUGGUGUUUGACCCCACCCCACCCCCACCCCAUGUGUGUUUUAAAGGGUGCCCCCCCCGUAGUGAGUCUUUUCUUUGUGUCCCAGAAGAAAAACAGGACUUUUAUUUUGUUAACUGAUCAGACUGAUUAUUGAUCGGCAUGAACGAGCUUAGUAUUUGUCUGAGUGAGAGAGAGACUGCCUCAGAGACUGAUCCAGGCCAAGUCUGGCGCCAGGACCGACCCGUUUAAACCUCCGACAGUCAGGACGCGGUCACAUGAUCUCAUGUGCAAUUUGUCUUUUUCUUUAUGUUAAAAUUCUGCCAUUUAAUCAUUAAAGAGUAUUGAUUAGCAAGGAGAGGAGAAGAAAGUCCUUCACUGCUGUUUUUAUAUGUUGGAUUUAAAUGUUAUUAAAUUAUUUUCUAAAGAUACA